AUGAUUCGUCGUCGUAGCCUUGGGAUGACCAGGAUUGGCGCUACACCGUCUCCGGUUGUUCAUGAACCAUUUCGUAGUCCACUGGUAAUGCCAAAAUCACCUGAAGAGGGCUCAAAGAGGAAAGAAGAAAAACUCAUGAAGAUUCAGAAUCCUUUCAAUAGUGAGAGAGAAGAUGUCAUAGAUCCUCAAAGGUUGAAACUGAUCGACCGUAACGCUAUGAUAGCACGAGAUGCUGCUGAACAUGAAGCGAUGAUUGCUCGGCUCCUUUCCAGGCCCUUCACCAUACCGCUGGCUGUGUCCGGUCGUGUUCUGGGAAUGGCCCGGUCCAGAAUGCGAGUCGCUAUGUUUGAUCCUUAUGCCGAAAAUGCUGUGGUGUUGUUCACACCGCCUGCCCUAUCUGCACAUGAACAAAUGAAUUUGAAGGAAGAGGACAAAUUGGUGCAUGUGGUUGUUGACCCGGUUCUCGGCAACAUUUUACGGCCACAUCAAGUGGAAGGCGUGCAAUUUAUGUACAACUGUGUUACUGGAAGAAACGUUGAGGGGUAUUAUGGCUGCAUCAUGGCCGAUGAGAUGGGUCUAGGAAAGACGCUGCAGUGCAUCACCUUACUCUACACAUUGCUUCGUCAAAGUCCCAAAGGCAAACCGACCAUCUCCAAGGUGGUCAUCGUUAGUCCCAGCAGUUUAGUCAAGAACUGGGAUAAAGAGAUCAAAAAGUGGCUAGGUCAGCGGGUCAGUGCGCUGCCAAUGGAUUCUGGCAACAAACAGGAAAUAACGAGUAAACUCAAGGCUUAUAUGGCUGACGGAAGGGUGAGAGUUGCUAGCCCAGUGCUGAUCAUUUCUUACGAGACUUUCCGGUUGUAUGCAAAAAUUCUUCACUCAAGCGAAGUCGGAAUGGUAAUAUGUGAUGAGGGUCAUCGCCUGAAAAACAGCGACAACCUGACUUAUCAGGCACUCAGUGGCCUCCAGUGUUCUCGACGAGUACUCAUAUCCGGGACUCCAAUUCAAAAUGAUCUCCUUGAAUACUACAGUUUGGUGAAUUUUGUGAACCCAGGAUUAUUUGGAACUGCUAGCGAUUUCAAAAAGCGAUUUGAGAACCCUAUUUUGCGUGGUCGCGAUGGGAGUGCUAGUGAAGAGGAACAGAAGAAAGGCGAAGAAGCCACGAAAGAAAUGGUGACGCUGGUUGAAAGAUGCAUUAUUCGGAGAACAAGUGCCUUGCUGACAAAAUACCUCCCGGUAAAAUAUGAACACAUCAUAUGUUGCCGCAACACGGAUCUGCAAGACUCAAUCUACAACAAGCUUAUAGAGACUGAAAAGAAGUAUCGCGAAAUGGAAAGAGAUAAGGAAAACGGCGCAACGGCGUCAGCGUUGUCUUUCAUAACUCAUCUCAAGAAGUUGUGUAAUCAUCCAUAUUUGGUGUAUGAGGAGCUGCAGAAAGCAGAUAAUCGCUUCCACAAUUGUUUACACUUGUUUCCUGAAUCACUCGGAAGAAAAUUCGACCCGUCAACAUCUGGAAAAAUGAAGGUUCUGGAUUACAUUCUAGCGGUGACUCGAAAAACGUGUAACGAUAAGUUUGUGCUGGUGUCAAAUUAUACUCAGACAAUUGAUCAAUUUGUUGAGCUUUGCAAACUGCGAGGCUAUGGCUACGUUCGUCUUGAUGGAUCCAUGUCUAUCAAACAGCGUUCGAAAACUGUGGAAAAAUUCAACGAUCCAGAGAGCAGCGAAUUUUGCUUUCUUCUGUCAUCCAAAGCUGGUGGCUGUGGUCUCAACUUGAUAGGAGCAAACAGAUUGGUAAUGUUUGAUCCUGACUGGAAUCCUGCUAACGAUGACCAAGCAAUGGCUCGGGUUUGGCGAGACGGCCAGAAGAAAAACUGUUUUAUUUAUCGAUUACUGGCGACUGGUUCGAUUGAAGAGAAGAUGUUUCAACGACAAACACAUAAGAAAGCUCUUUCGUCGUGUGUGGUGGAUGCUGGGCAGGAUGUUGCGCGACACUUCAGUGUAGAUCAGUUGAAGGAGUUGUUCAAACUUGAAGCAGACACUCCGUCUGAUACUCACACGAGGCUGAAGUGUAAGCGUUGUGUUAACGGAAUAGAAAGCGUUGAUCCACCAGAGACAGCAGACUGUACAUCAGAUCUAGCGGUAUGGCACCAUUCCCAACGAGAUUCUCGCAAGAUCGCUGAUCCAGUUCUGCGGUCCGUCUUCAACUGUGGCAUUAUUUCCUUCGUGUUUCAUCAGAAAUCUCACAAAGUGGAGGUGCCGAAGAAGAAGACGGUCGAGGAGGACGAAGAAUAUAGGCCCUCUGAUGUUGACGAAGAUGAUGAGUAA
Molecule: messenger RNA, 2322 nt
Organism: Ostertagia ostertagi
Lineage: Eukaryota; Metazoa; Nematoda; Chromadorea; Rhabditida; Trichostrongylidae
Source: the annotation of a GenBank genome assembly